Messenger RNA from Canis lupus familiaris (dog), 4630 nucleotides. It is a transcript of the gene DRC12, whose product is annotated as coiled-coil domain containing 153. Lineage: Eukaryota; Metazoa; Chordata; Mammalia; Carnivora; Canidae. The record is from RefSeq and is a predicted model, not a curated record. The coding region runs from base 2825 to 3601 and encodes 258 amino acids. The transcript has 6 exons.
AAGAUUCCCUCUCUUCCCUUCCCUCCUCUCAAAAAAGAAAAAAAUACAUACUUUUUUUUAAGAUUUAUUUAUUUGAGAGAGAGAGAGAGAAUGUGCAUGGCACACACAAGUGGAGCAAGUGAAUGGAGGGGCAGAGAAUCUCCCGCAAACUCCAUCUGCACUGAGCUCAUGAUCCAAGGAGGGGCUCAAUCUCACCACCCUGAGAUGAGGACUUGAGCCCAAAUCAGGAGUCAGAUGCCUAACUGUGCCACCCAGGUGCCCUAUCAAAAUUUUUUUUUAAAGCCACAUUUCUUUAAAUAUACAAAUAAACUCUCUCUCGCAUUUGAAUAAAGCAGAGGGAGUGACAGUUCUUUCCUCUAUAUCUCUUCAAAACUCCCAGAUGGAAUCCUAUUCAAAGGAGGACAGAGUUCUGCUGAGAUGAUCUUUCUUAUUUUUCACUUCUAAUCUGAAGUUAAUGAAAAAAAGAAGGAAAGAUUGACCUUCCCCCCAACCACCACAAUUUUUACUUGGCUUGUUUUCAAAGCAUACUGAGGAUGGGGAUUGGAUUGUUGAUCACAAUGUCAUUCGCAUUCUUGGGUCAUUCUAGAUCUGGCUCAGUUUGUAUCAUCACAUCAUGUGACAUGGGGCACUUUUCUUCUUCCAUUUCACCUUCACCCAAACCACAUCCUCAUUCUGCACCUGAAAGUCGGUUGACUGAACAUAUUUGAAAAGUAAAUCCUCUUCUGAGGCGUGAUAUGUUGUUUGUAUUCUGUAAACUCUGUCCUCAAAAUGUCAUCGCAUGCAUCAGCACAAUGCAGAAACCAAUCAUUCCCUGAAAAGUGACCCCAAACAGGCUUCUAGAUGAGGAGAGGACUGUGGUGGGAACCUCUCCUGCAUUCCUAUGCAGAGGAAAGAGUUCUGAGGGGAGAAUAAAUGAAACACACUUCAAGAUGAGAAGAAAAGUAUUCUCCAGAUUUGGGAGUUGUGAACAAAGUUAUCUGACCCUACAUUACGGGAACUAUAAGCCCCAGAAAAGGCAAGUAUUCUUCUCUAUACUCUGUAAAAUCUCUCAAGCAUCAGAGAAGUACCCAGCAGCCACCAAGGUGACAAAUAAGCAUAAAUCAGCCCCAUCUGAAUCUCUCCACUCCCCAGGGAAAGGAUUUUUAAAACCCAGAUCGCAAAGCUAUUUCUUCAGAUCUGCUCCUGAGGACAGGCAAUUGACCAAAAAUGUUGAGGGGGACAGAGAUUGAGAGAAAUAACAAGAGAAUCUGCAGGUUCCUUGAUCCACAAAGGGAAAAUCCCUGAUGUUUUUUGCUGUUUUCAUUCUAGCAAGUGUAUGGUUCCCAGAGAUCCAGGCAGCAGACAGAUGAAAAAGCUCCAGAAUAACUAACACAGGGCUGGAGGAGAGAGGGUUGGGGGUUGCCUAACAAGGACAAGUCACCCAUCAUACUCCCUUCCCCAGAACCAUUUUUCCAACCACUCAUGCCCCAGCAAGAGGCUAGGAAGUAUCCCCUAGAGAGAGGCACUCCCAACAUGGCCCAAUAAUUUUUUUUUAUUUUUAUUUAUUUAUGAUAGUCACAGAAAGAGAGAGAGAGAGAGACGCAGAGGGAGAAGCAACCGGGAGCCCGAUGUGGGAUUCGAUCCCGGAUCUCCAGGAUCACGCCCUGGGCCAAAGGCAGGCGCCAAACCGCUGCGCCACCCAGGGAUCCCAUGGCCCAAUAAUUUAAGUAGAAAAAUUGAGGAGACUCCUGAGGUCAAGCAAGUCCACUAGAGGGAGCCCCGACCAACUCAAUUCUACAUGAAGCCUAGCAAAGGAGUUUCGCAGCACCUGACUGAAAACCAGCCACAGAAGGGAAUAGAGGAAGAGAGGCAAUAAAUUAAGUCCCCGCAAGGGAAGAUGGCCCUGUGAAUUCCCAGUUAAAACCCAGCCCUUUUAGGAUUUACCAAAUCAAAGACUUAAAGACCAGGAAACUAAGGGGUACCUGGGUGGCUCAGUGGUUGAGUGUCUGCCUUUGGCUCAGGGCGUGAUCCUGGGGUCCUGGAAUCAAGUCCUGCAUGGGGCUCCCCACAGGGAGCCUGCUUCUCCCUCUGCCUAUGUCUCUGCCUCUCUCUGCGUGUCUCUCAUGAAUAAAUAAAUAAAAUCUUUAAAAUAUAUAUAAUAAAAACUAGGAAACUGAGGUUGAGCAAAAUUAAACAACUGACCCAAGUUUACGUAACUGGAGGGAGGACUAGAACUCAUGGCUCUUGUCUCCCACUACUACCCUUUCUUCUACAUCUGCAGCCCUUUAUGUCAGCACCCUGGAGUCUGUGGGUCCUCCUCUCCUCUGUGUCUCCUCUCUCCAAACUGAGAAACUCUCUCAGCUGCCUUCUCCUGCAUUUCUUUCGCUCACACACUCUAGAAUACCUCCCUGAGGCCUAAUAAUGGCACUUGCUCAUGAGCCCUAGUGAUGUAAAUCGCCCAAGAUGGCUACUGUCAGCUCUUUUCCUGUUUCAGCAUUUUCCUGUGACAGCAUCGUAUCAGAUAUGGAAAUCUGUAACUUCUCAGUCUCCAGACUUCAGGCAGUGCUACAUGGAAAUGAAGCAUGGCUAACCAGCUCUGAAGCCCUUUCCCCUCCAACUACACUGAGGAUUUACGGAUAGGAGAGAGUGGACUCUCCAGAACCUUGCUGUCUUUUUUUUUUUUAAUAAUAAAUUUAUUUUUUAUUGGUGUUCAAUUUGCCAACAUACAGAAUAACACCCAGUGCUCAUCCCGUCAAGUGCCCCCCUCAGUGCCCGUCACCCAUUCACCCCCACCCCUAAGAACCUUGCUGUCUUAAGCUUUGUGCUUGGCACAUACCACCCUUCUAUGAGCUCCAUGUUUUCCAGUUACCUGGACAACCUUCAGUCUCCAGAAACUCAACCCUGUGGUUCUCAGGCCCGCCCUCGAAGGAUCUUUGUCACCCUGGAUUGGUUCCCAGAACCCAGGCUCCUCCUUGGGCUCCGACGAGGUUGGGUUUUCUCUGUGCCCCUCCCUGUAAGCCGGUCACCCCGCAGGGAGACACAACAGAGGCCAGAGAGGGUCCUUCAGGACAGCAAGGAGAUGCCACCUAAGACCAAAGAAAAAAGGAAGAAAACUGGUGCACAGAAGAAGAAAGAGAAUGCAGGUGCUGAUGUGGAGGUCAAAUACGCACACAGGCUGGCAGUGAUGGAAAAGGAGUUGCUCCAAGACCACUUGGCUCUGCGGAGGGAUGAGGCUCGCAGAGCCAAAGCCUCUGAAGACCAGCUCAGGUGGAGGUUGCAAGUGCUGGAGGCUGAAUUGGAGGAGGCCCGAAGUGAGGGGAAGGCCAUCUAUGCAGAGAUGUGUCGUCAGUGCCGAGCCCUGCAGAAGGAAAUGGAGACCCACAGGAGGCAGCAGGAGGAAGAAGUGAUGGGCCUUCGGAAGAAGCUGGAAGACUGCAAUCGAGGCUCUUGGACCAUUGUCCCCCCUGACUCUCUCACCGUGGAGGAUUGCAGCAGAGGGCUCAAGAUGGCCAAAAUCUCAAAGGUGGAACUAAAGAAACCGGAGAGACUCACGCUGUCUCCCUCUCUCGAUGGUCUCGCCAAACCUGGAUCUUCCUCCCUUCCACUGCCAUGUCUGUCAUGAAAGAAACAUAUUCCUUCUUUUUUUAAAGAUUUUAUUUAUUUAUUCAUGCAUGAGAGACACAGAGAGAGGGGGGCAGUCACUAUAUGGGGAGCCUGAUGUGGAACUCAAUCCCGGGACUCCAGGAUCACACCCUGGGCCAAAGGUAGAUGCUCAACUGCUGAGCCACCCAGGCGUCUCAAAACAUAUUCCCUCUUAGCUGAUGUUUACAAUGCAAACUAAGAAAAGAUAUUUGACUUAUUUAUUUUCAUAUCCUCAAUGCCUUGGGCAUGCCAAGCCCUACAUAAUUACUUGCUAAAUCAAAGAAUAAACCUUUUAGAGAAGCAAAAAUGUAAAGGACAGGAAGUUUUUCCUUUCUCUCUUGGUUACAGGAUAAAGUUGAACUAUCUUAGCACGACACAUAAGAUCUUUCACAAUUGUGACCUCAGAGUUUCCUUAACCUAAAAUAGCCUCAGUUUCUUUCUUUCUUUCUUUCUUUUUACUAGGCGCCACACCCAAUAUGGGGCUCAAACUCAUGACCCUGAGACCAAGAGUCAGCCAGGGGCCCCUAAAAUAGCCUCAGCUUAGCUACAGAUACCCAAGAGUUGCUUAUCUGCCAUGCGGACCCUGAAUUCCUUUCAUAAUCCUUGCCUUAUUUCAAAUUUAAAUUCGAUCAGCAUUUAUGGAGCACCUCCUGUACAUACUAGGUAUUUUUCCCCAUACACUCUCACAUUUAACUCACAAUAAGUCUGUAAGGUUUGUAUCAAUCUCUCUUUAAAGAUGAAGAAACUGAGUCUCAGAGAGAGAUGUACCCAAAGUUACACAGGUAGUAAGUGACAACCAGACUUUGGACGCACAUUUCUCAUCCCAAGCCUACUGCUCUCUCUGCUGUACCUCAAUGGUAUAUGUCAGAUCUUUAUACGAACUAUGGGAAAAUUGAUGAUCCUGGGGGGGGGAGUCUGGAAUGAUCCCAUUCAAGUUCUGCUUUUGAGGUGUCUUUGGAGACUCUGUUCACAAGUAGAAUGUCACUACCCAGUCCCCUUCCUCCUCCCG